This is a messenger RNA of Corvus hawaiiensis (hawaiian crow), 3489 nucleotides long. It is a transcript of the gene RAB9B, whose product is annotated as RAB9B, member RAS oncogene family. Gene Ontology annotation, molecular function: GTP binding; GTPase activity. The coding region runs from base 296 to 901 and encodes 201 amino acids. Gene Ontology annotation, cellular component: phagocytic vesicle; late endosome; lysosome. Lineage: Eukaryota; Metazoa; Chordata; Aves; Passeriformes; Corvidae. The transcript has 2 exons. The record is from RefSeq and is a predicted model, not a curated record. Gene Ontology annotation, biological process: retrograde transport, endosome to Golgi; Rab protein signal transduction.
UACAACAGCCAAACAAACACCUUAUUCCAUGUCAGGCCUUUACCUUUGCCUGCAGAGUGUCCCUGGGAGGGGUAGGAUGCAUCAGCACUUGGCCUUGAGGGUGCUGACUAAGAAACCUGUGGUGUCUGGGUUCUUGCAAUGUGAACUUGCAGCUGAGCCCAAGCAAACGGGGCUGUGACAGGCAUUGCCAGCGAAGAGCAGCUGGGUGCCUGGGAAACCCCUUCUGUGCCAUGGAGAUCACGUGCAGCUCCGCUGGCAAGAUUGCCUUGCUACCCCGCCCCUCCGUCCUGCUGCGAUGAGUGGGAAGUCCUUGCUCCUAAAGGUCAUUCUCCUCGGAGAUGGUGGAGUUGGGAAGAGCUCCCUCAUGAAUCGGUACGUCACCAACAAGUUUGACUCGCAGGCGUUCCACACGAUUGGGGUGGAGUUCUUGAACCGAGACCUGGAGGUGGACGGGCGUUUUGUGACCCUCCAGAUUUGGGACACUGCGGGACAGGAGAGGUUCAAGAGCCUGCGGACCCCCUUUUACCGGGGAGCAGACUGCUGCCUGCUGACCUUCAGCGUGGAUGACCGGCAGAGCUUUGAGAACCUCAGUAACUGGCAGAAGGAGUUUAUCUAUUACGCUGAUGUGAAGGACCCUGAACACUUCCCAUUCGUAGUCCUGGGCAACAAGAUAGACAAACUGGAGAGACAGGUGAGCACAGAGGAGGCCCGGGCCUGGUGCAUGGAAAACGGUAACUAUCCGUACCUGGAGACUAGUGCCAAGGAUGACACCAAUGUGACAGUGGCUUUUGAGGAAGCCGUGAGACAGGUGCUGGCGGUGGAGGAGCAGCUGGAGCACUGCAUGCUGGGCCACACCGUUGACCUGCACUCCAGCUCCAAAUCGGGGUCUUCCUGUUGUUGAGAGUGGCUUCUGCUUCAGGAACUCUCGAGCCAGCGGCUGGAUUGGAACACACCUGGGCAGCCCUGGGGCACUCUUAGGAGAGUGGCCACAAGGACAAGAGGUGGUUUGCUCACUGGGGAGCUGCAGCCUCACCAUCUGAAUCCUGCCUGGAGUUUUCAGGCACAGAGCAUGUAUCUGCAGGAGGGAGCUGUUAACAGAGCAUGUGAGCAUAGUCUUGCUUCCAUCUCUGUUUUAGCAGGUUUGAAGGGCUGGGUUAAAGUCCUUUAAAUUCACUAAAGACAAUAGGGAUUUGUUCUGUACCAAGAACUGCCUGCAGAGCAAAGCUGAGAGCAUCCUAGACACUGAAGUAUUUUAGUCCUGAAUUAAAAAAAUACUAGACCCACUCAUGACCAUACUGCCAAAGGAAAUCCCACUCAGCAUACUGAACAAAACCUGUUGUAAAGACUCUGGCCCAUAUGACUGUGAGAAACACACAUCCCAGCCACUCCAAUAUUUGGCUAUCUGUUGUUUGGGAUAAGUGCAUUGUGUCCUGAGGCUGAAUUGUGAUGAGAAUUGUUAGAGCUCUGACCUGAAGCAACAUAUGAAGGAGAGAUGGGCCUGUGUUCAAAUGUGACAGCAUUGUUUGUUCAUAGCUGCCUAUUUCUGGUCUGUUUUUCCUCACCUCUGACUUUGUCUUGUGUGAGUGUUAUUUUUUGGAGAGACUGUGUGCUUGUUGUUUAAUACAUGUUUCCUUGUGUCUUGUGGAGGCUCAGCCUUGAAGCCCUCUGUGAAAAACACUGAUGUGGACACUCACUGGGUCAUGUCAAAGGAUUACUCAGGAGAUCUGGAGUGUGAAACUUCAGCUGGUUUCUGUCACAAGUAAUCACUGUGUUCAGGUGAUGUGCUCUAGCAGACCAGAUGGCGGGUGGGUGGGCUGUCUCCUAGGUGUGCAGGUGGUUGGGGGACUCCUGUGUGGUCAGCUGUUAAGCCCACUUGCUGUCUGGCAGUGGUGGCCACUGUGCCUCGUUAACUGGCAGAUCCAUGCCUUCAGUGUCUCUGGCAUGGGAAUGCUGCAGCAUGGCACCAUUCACCUGUUGUGUCAGGCACAGGUCUGCUGAACACAGUUAACCCAUGCCAUUGGCCUGGCCCUUGAUCCCUUGUGGGAAAUCCAGGAUGUUUUAUCUGUAAUUCCUAUGAGAGACUGGUCAUGAGUGUCUGCUCCGUUAGCUGACUGCUGUGUUCAGUCCAGCGGGGAGAAAGCUGCACCACUUCCUCUGUUCAAGAUGGCUGAAAAAUAGGCAUGGGGGCCCCAAGGAACCUUCUAGAAGGGAUGCCAGGCUUUGCUCCCAUCUCCUGCUCCCUGCUAGGUGUUAGUCCCAGGCUGUCUGUGUAGCAGGGAUGAGUUUGCUGACUGCUGUCUUUGCCAUUCAAACCUCGUGCCGUGCAAGCAUUUGCCCACAGGCACGUAGGAGCCUGCCCCGAGCACGUAUCCACUGGCUGCCGGGUGUGAUUCCCACUGUGAUCAGCUGCUGGAUGGUAAAUCUUGUAGCUCAAAUCAAGCAGCCCUCCAUUAAGCUGUGCUUUAGAGCAGGGCAGUCUCUGCAGCUUGUCUCCAUCACAGCACAGUCUCUGAGCAUGCGGAGCAUGAACAUUCCCCCAUUUCCUCUGGGGUAAUCCAGGGAGAUCUUGUCCUCUGCAGGGCAACUGUGUGUGGAAGGCACUGGAGUAUUAAUGCUUUAGAGGGGUCUGAUUUCCAAACAGGCCUGAACAGUUGUAUUCAUGGGGAGUGAAUGCUAUCCAGGCAGCUCUUGCAGCCUCUGGAAAAACAGGUCCCUUAAGGUUCUGCCUCUGUAGGUGCAAGAUUUUACAGGAUGUUAUUGUUCCUGUUUAUUUACCUGGCUGACCUCCCGAGGCCUCUAGAUUUUUCUUCUUUAACACUGCUUGAUAUUUCCUUCAAGGUCCCAGGCUCUGUGACCUGUGUUUCCAGUUUCCAUCACUGAACAGCCUCAUUCCUAGAGCUGGUUUGCACAUGGGCUCGGGGUCAGAACACACUCAAGCCCUCGUGUGCUGGCUGGCCCUGCCAGGGAGCCUGCUGAGGGAGCUCCCUGCAGGUGAAACUGCCACUUCCCCAUGGAUCUCCUGGGAUCUGUGUGAGGACUGGCACAUCCUGUGGAAGAGGGCAGAGAUUCAGCAUGCCACGGUGCAGGAGGCACAUGUGCAGCUGUUUGCAGUACACUGUGCAUGUCAAUGCUGGUAGCUAAAGCUCAAGAGCCUCGUUGUGCACGUGUUAUACAGCACCUUUUUAUUUCUAACAGACAUUGUAUUGUUGACUUUUUUAAUAUUAAAGCCCCCUAUUAUAUUAGGCUUACAUGGCUUUUUAAAAAAGGUAUAGUAUAAUAUAUUUCAGUUGUUAAAUUUAUUUUAAAUGAAACGCACAAUUCCCAAAGAAGCCAGGAUUUUGAACUCUGUUGGAAGUUUGGUGCCAACAGCCAUCCCUUCCUUGUGUCCACUCGUGCUGCUGCGGUUGUUGCUAUUGCUACAGAACUGGAAUUGUAAAACCAAGAUUCUACCUUUAUUUAAACAAAUAAAACAUGGAUGUAUUCAAGUGA